UAAUAAUUUAACAAAAAGGAAAUUAAGGAGAGAGAUGAAAGAGAACAUCUUGAUUCUAAUUUACCCCGUCUUUUGUUUUUCUUUUCUUCUUUUUCUUCUCCAUAUCUCUCUCUCCCCUGCUGUUGAGUUGGUUGGGAGCUAUUCGAGAAUUUCUUGGAGCACUUGAACGUGAAAAAUGGCUCGUAAGAAGAUCAGAGAGUACGAUUCCAAAAGGCUUCUCAAGGAGCACUUGAUGAGACUCGCUCGGAUUGACCUCCAGAUCUGCUCUGCUCAGAUUGUACAAGAUGUGAUCCAAAUUUAUACUUCAUUCAUGCAAUCACCAAGAGGCGACAUAGAAGCAAAGAGGCGACGGCGACCCAGCCAUUCCCUUCCGGUGACAGCGACCCAGCCAUUCCCUUCCAGCGACGGCGACGGCGACGAAAGGAGUUCUGAGAUCAGCAAGCAUCUAUUUUCGUCCCCUGCAUAUCAGCCAUACCUAGCAACCAAGCAACUUGUAAAUGAGGCUACAAACUUCCCAGAGUUGACAAACAAAGAACCAUGGCUUUCAUCGACAAAAUUGGUUGUAAAACCUGACAUGUUGUUUGGCAAGCGAGGGAAGAGUGGAUUGGUAGCGUUGAAUUUAGAUCUAGCUCAAGUUGCUGACUUUGUGAAAGCCCGCCUUGGUGUGGAGGUUGAGAUGGGUGGUUGCAAGGCACCAAUUACCACAUUCAUUGUCGAACCAUUUGUUCCCCAUGACCAAGAAUAUUACCUUUCCAUUGUAUCUGAUAGGCUCGGUUGUACCAUUAGCUUUUCAGAAUGUGGAGGUAUUGAAAUUGAAGAGAAUUGGGACAAGGUCAAAACUAUCUCUCUUCCAACUGAGAAACCUAUGACAUUGGAGGCAUGUGCGCCUUUGAUUGCCACACUUCCAUUGGAGGUUCGAGGGAAAAUAGGAGAUUUCAUACUGGGUGUAUUUGCUGUAUUCCAAGAUCUGGAUUUCAGUUUCCUUGAGAUGAAUCCCUUUACCCUGGUGAAUGGAGAGCCAUACCCAUUGGAUAUGAGGGGAGAGUUGGAUGACACUGCUGCCUUUAAGAACUUUAAGAAGUGGGGCGACAUAGAGUUUCCUCUUCCCUUUGGAAGAGUUCUAAGUCCUACAGAAAGCUUCAUUCACUCAUUGGAUGAAAAGACUAGUGCAUCUCUCAAAUUUACUGUCUUGAACCCAAAAGGACGCAUUUGGACAAUGGUGGCUGGAGGUGGUGCUAGCGUGAUAUAUGCUGAUACAGUUGGAGAUUUGGGUUAUGCAUCGGAACUUGGUAACUAUGCAGAGUAUAGUGGAGCUCCAAAUGAGGAUGAAGUGCUGCAAUAUGCCAGAGUCGUUAUUGAUUGUGCCACUGCAGACCCUGAUGGUCGUAAGAGAGCCCUUCUAAUUGGAGGAGGUAUUGCUAAUUUCACCGACGUUGCUGCUACUUUCAAUGGGAUUAUUCGAGCCCUCAGAGAGAAGGAAUCCAAGUUAAAAGCAUCAAGAAUGCACAUCUAUGUUCGAAGAGGUGGUCCCAACUAUCAGACUGGGUUGGCAAAGAUGCGUGCCUUGGGAGAGGAACUGGGAGUUCCCCUUGAGGUUUAUGGACCAGAGGCUACAAUGACUGGCAUUUGCAAGCAAGCAAUUGAUUGCAUCAUGUCUGCAGCAUAGUCCCCUUGCCAAUUUUCUUGUCCCCUUCAUCAAUCUGGGAAAAUAAUCCAGUGUGAGGCUUCUUUGAAGGCAUAUGUUCAAUUAGACGGUUUUUAGGUCCUAAUUUCUCUUUCUGUUCUUAUUAAAAAAAAAAAAAAAAAAAGAGGAAGAAAACUCCUAUGAGAAUGAAAGUAUUGUUUCUUGUUAAGAUUUUGUGAUUACUGAUAUAAAGAGAGUUUGUGUCGAUGAACCCACAUAGCUGGUGGCUGUACACGUGGAUAUAUAUAUAUAUAUAUGGUUGCAAGUG
This is a messenger RNA of Camellia sinensis, 1952 nucleotides long. The record is from RefSeq and is a predicted model, not a curated record. NCBI's taxonomy places the organism in Eukaryota, Viridiplantae, Streptophyta, Magnoliopsida, Ericales, Theaceae.